This is a messenger RNA of Theileria orientalis strain Shintoku, 1179 nucleotides long. RefSeq lists its product as uncharacterized. Gene Ontology annotation, biological process: ceramide biosynthetic process. The transcript has a single exon. Gene Ontology annotation, molecular function: sphingomyelin synthase activity; ceramide cholinephosphotransferase activity. Bases 1 to 1179 code for a protein of 392 amino acids. Lineage: Eukaryota; Apicomplexa; Aconoidasida; Piroplasmida; Theileriidae. The record is from RefSeq and is a predicted model, not a curated record. Gene Ontology annotation, cellular component: Golgi membrane; endoplasmic reticulum membrane.
AUGGGUAUUUUAAGGAGGGAAUGUGCUGGCCAGAAGUUGUUUAAGAAGUCCGAGAGUCCGGACGUGACGGUAACGAUGGACGAGUGGACUCCAUUUACAGUAGACGAAAACACGGACGUCGAGGCAGAAGUUAAGCAGGCGAUAAAGGAGUAUAUCAGACUCGACAUUCUGCUCUUCCUGAGACUGGUGCUCACGGGGGUGUACGUGGUGGCCGUAAUUUUCAUAAUCUGCUUCUCAAUGUAUUUCAGCGACCUGAUAUACCUGAAAACAUCAAGGGUGCCGGUGCCAGACAGAUUUCACGAGAUCCUGGACCGGUUCAAGCACCCGUUCAACAAGCUGUUUUGCGACAUACUAAUGCAGUUAUUCUUCUCGGCGGCAGUCAUCAGGCUGGCGUUCUUCGCAACACACCUGUACGUCUAUCACGUAGCAAUCAGAAUAGUGCUGUUCAUAGGGACGGGGAACCUCAUCAAGUCAAUAUUCAUAAUUGUGACUACGAUACCCGCCUGCCAGUACAACUGUAACCCCCAGUUACACAACGUGACGUACAGAACGCUCUUCCUGAGGUUCUUCCAAGGAAUCACGGGCAUAGUGGACAAUUGCACUGAUUUAAUCAUAUCAGGGCAUUCAUUGUAUACAAUAUACACAUGCGUGUUGCUGUAUGAAAACACGAGGAACGUGGCCGUAAGAGUGAUAAGCGUGCUCUACGCAGCCUUUGUGCUAUUUCUGAUAGUCGCCUCCAAGUACCACUACGUCGUUGACGUGAUAUUUGGACUGUUCAUAGCAUGGUUUAUGCACUAUUUCUACUACUCGACACUCGACGACUACGGAGUCUACCUGUACAAUAAGAUUUACCACUCUAAAUCCAAGAAGUUCCAGGAGAUGAGGGUGAGGAGGUCCCACGAAGGGCUCUUUACCAAAUUCCUGGCAAAUUUGGAGAUGUUAGAGGAGCGCAUGGUAUUGGGCCAGAAGAUGAGGACGUUGUAUUUGUUAGUGAACAGCGAGAAGAAUCUAAUCGAUCCAAUGUUGCUGCGCAACUUCAAAAUCGUUGUGCACUUAUUCGGAGCGUACGAAUCCGAUGAUAUCACUACCUUAUACAGAGGGACAAAAAAAUUCGACUUAUACUACUGGAAAACCCUUUAUGACAUAGCCAAGAAAAAGGGAAACGUUCAAACUCACUAA